GUCAGUGUAUGUGUGUGUCUCGGUCCGCACACUGUGUAAGGUGCUGUCUAAAAACUUACAAAUAUCAACUCGAUAGAAAAGCAAUCAAACCCUUUAGUUUUACCAUAGACUUCGUCUAUAAAACAAAGGGUUUAUACAGUGUCAUUUGAACUACAGAAAAUAAGAAUAAGAAGAAGACAGAGUUAUACGAUGUUGAGAAAACAUGGUUAAGAAAAGCCCGUUACUGGUAUUCUCAGCUUCCAGCAUGAAAAUCAUAUUUGGAUUGUCUCUAUUCCUGAUAGGAUGUGAUUCACAGGUGGAAAUCCUUUCUUUAGUACAUCGAGAGCAAUACAUCCAGGGAGAAAAUGUGACGAUAAAAUGCAUAAUCGUUUACAAAGAAGCUUCAACGAUUAAUUGGACUUUCCCGGGAUCUCCAAGCAAGAUAGAUAUAAGAAAGAAUGCUACACGUAGUGUCCUGACUCUCCGUGACGCAGCAGUUAAUGAUUCCGGGGUCUACGGGUGCACGGUCUCUUUCAAGGAGGAUACACCGAGGAGAGUCACCAAGUCGGAGAGGAUAGAAGUCAAAGGAAGUAUCACUCCAUAUAUUAAUUUUUCAAAAUGCGAAGAUAUGACUUUAAAUGAAGGAGAAGAAUGGGAGUGGGAGGUUGACUUACGCCAUUACCCUGAUUUGUUUAACUACACCAUAGUUAACUGGCAAGGGAAAAAGAUCUCCGAAGACAUAGUCACAUACGACAAAGACUUGGCUCACAUCAUACUGCAGGUUGUUCAAGUAGAAGCAAAACAUUAUGGGAGUUAUACCAUAAUGGGAUAUUUACCAGAAGCUUCCUAUGAACGAAAUUGUACGCUUCAACUCGAAGUCAGAAGUCAACCCAAAGUGUCACCUGUUCUCCAUUCUGUGAAAUUUGAGAGAGGUAGGCCAAAAACUGUAGAAUUCCACGUUACUGGCUACCCUGUCAGGAACUGCACCCCAAGCUAUAGCGAAUGCCCUGAUGGAGGAAAAUGCACUGAAGCAGAGAGCAUCACUAAGUUCAACAGCAGCAUCCUUCCUCCUGGAAAUGUAGUGCUAGUGAGUGUGGAGAUCGAUCCUAAGAAAUCUGGAAAUCUCGUGUGUACGACGAACCACUCAAGUGCUGCCGUUGAUGUUUAUGUUAAAGCCUCUACAGAUCCAGCGGUGUGGACGGCACUGGGCAUCGUCGUUGUAAUUCUGGCAGUCACGGCGGUUUGCCUAGUUCUGCAAGUACGCCGAAUUCGCAGGAAGAAGAGAGAGCUGAGGCAGGUUAACCAGCACAUGAUCCUGUACUUCGGAAAGGGUCGGGUCAAUGAACUGAACCUUAAUGGCACAGUGGGAGAGCAGGCCGAGUUGCUUCCUUACGACCCGGCGUGGGAGGUGAACAGGAGUGACAUCCAGCUUGGAAAACAACUUGGCUCGGGGUCAUUCGGGCGCGUCGUCUUGGCGUCCGUCCGAGGCCUCGAUGGAGCGAGCGACGGCGAGACUGAGGCGGCGGUGAAGAUGGUGAAGUCACACAUCGACGUCACUCACCUGGAGUGCCUCAUGGUCGAGCUAAAAAUCAUGAGUCACUUGGGGAAGCACGUCAACAUUGUCAAUAUGCUCGGCGCCAACACCGUCCACUUAAACAGAGGAGAGCUGUGGAUUCUGACGGAGUACUGUCGCCAUGGAAACCUCCUCGACUUCAUCCACAAGCACAAAGCCAAAUUCAUCCACCAGGUCGACCCCCAGAGAGAUGAGAUUGACCCCCGCAUCUUGAUGAACAACCCCGCUUCAACUCCCUUAUCCAGGAGCGUGAGCAUCAGAACCGGAAGCGUGAUGUCCGCCACCACAAUCGCCACUGACAUCUCGAUCGGUGUUCAGGCCUCACUCCGGGGACAACACAACUACGCCAACAGAGCCGUUCACUUCCACAACCCUACGUACAAGAGCGUGUCUACUACUACUGCUGACGACGAAGGCGCUGACGAGUCGAUGAGCGAAUCGAGGUGGUCUCAAGACAAUGCCGAUACUACUACCAUCAGCGACCGAACGGUGUCUUCGUCAGGUCAGGAGUACUUGAGGCCGAGCUCCUCAGCGACGUGCACGAGUGGGUACCAGGAGGGCAUACCGGGCCUCAGCGUCCCCUUCAAUACGAGUACCCUUGUGUGUUGGGCGUGGCAGGUCGCCCAAGGAAUGUCCUAUCUGGCGCAGAGGAAAAUCCUCCACGGAGACUUAGCCGCGAGGAACCUCCUUCUGGCGGACGAGAACGUGGUGAAGAUCAGCGACUUCGGCCUCUCGCGAAACAUAUACGGGGACAUCUACCUAAAGAAGGGAAAUGGCUUACUACCCAUCAAGUGGCUGUCUGUGGAGGCGAUCCGAGAUUUCACCUUCAGCGUGCAAAGUGACAUCUGGGCGUACGGAGUCACCCUGUGGGAACUGUUCACCCUGGGCAGCACCCCCUACCCAGGAGUGCCAGUCGAUGCCAACUUCCUCGGCCUCCUCGAGGGGGGGUACCGUAUGAGCAAACCCAAGUACGCCACCAAGAAAAUACACGAGAUGAUCCUGAGAACUUGGAGCCUUCAGCCCUCGGAAAGGCCGACGUUCGGGCAGAUCUCACAAGGACUGAGUUGUCUGCUACAGAGGGAUCUGCAGGAGCACUACAUCAGCAUGAACGAAGGGUAUAUGAAGAUGAACGAGGCUUGGUUCAAGGAGAGGGUAGACUACCUGAAUCUCUUUCGAAGUCCGGAGUUAGAGCUGCCGGAGACACAGGAAGAGCUGGGUGUGAGAGAAACCCAGGAAGGACUAAAGGAGGAGGAAGGGGAGGAGGAAGUGGGAGAUAGGGAGGAGGAGGAGGAAGUGGGGGUAAAGGAAGAGGAAGAAGAGGAGAAUGAGAAGCAGAAGAAGAAGCAAGAGGAAGAAAAGGAAAGAGAGAAGGAAGAGGAGGAGGAAGAGAAGGAGAAAAGGAAGAAGGAAGAGGAGGAGGAAGAGGAAGAGAAAAGGAAGAAGGAAGAGGAGGAUGCACAUCCCACUGCCAAUCUUCAGAGCUCAGGCGGCAACGGGAGAGGACAGAAGAAGACUGAUAUUUCGUCAGAUUAUGUGCAAAUGGUCUAGCAAGAAGGAGGGACUGAGAGCAGGGUGUGGAGAAUGCGCCCUGGACAUAGCGAAGUUCAGUGUCCUCUUUAGGCUAUAGUUGCAAAACGUGCAAUGGCGACUUUGCACCGAAGGGAACCACGGAGGUAAUUUAAAUAUUGUAAGAUACAGAUUAAUCUACUCAUUAAGGCUAAUAUAAAAUACAUAUGCAUACAUAUUGGUUCAUGAACACACACACACACACACACACACACACACACACACACACACACACACACACACACACACACACACACACACACACACACAAUGUGAUCAUAGUAAAGAUAAUAACAUAAACAAAAUAAAAAUAAUAAUAACAAUGUUAACAUAAAGAGAAUAUGAUUAAAACAAAACCACUUCUGUGUUUUAUGAUUUAUUUUGCAUAUUCUGUAAGUGAACUGUUCAACGUUGAAUAUUAAGAUAAUUUCGUACUAUUUUAUGUGUGUGGGAUACAUGACUAUACUUUAGUGUAGUUACCCCUAUGGUAUGGGAUGUCUGUAGGAUAAAACCUGCAGCUUAAUAUGAUCCAUAUUCCUGUACAAUGCUUGAAUAAUGUAAACUUUGAGUCAUAAGGAAAACUAUUGUUCUUCUUUAACCUAAAAACCUAAGUUGUUCUUCUCUAACUUAAAAGCUUAAGUUAUUUUUCUCCAACCUAAAAAUCUAAGUUGUUUUACUUUAAUUAAAAAUCUAAAUAAAGCCGAGACGGUUAAA
Molecule: messenger RNA, 3832 nt
Organism: Penaeus chinensis
Lineage: Eukaryota; Metazoa; Arthropoda; Malacostraca; Decapoda; Penaeidae
Product: vascular endothelial growth factor receptor 1-like
Exons: 17
Coding region: 203-3100 (965 amino acids)
Biological process (GO): cell surface receptor protein tyrosine kinase signaling pathway; multicellular organism development; protein phosphorylation
Cellular component (GO): signaling receptor complex
Molecular function (GO): transmembrane receptor protein tyrosine kinase activity; ATP binding
Source: RefSeq, a predicted model, not a curated record